AUGGAGGACAGGAAGAGACCAGCCAUCAACGGCCCUGACGAUCUUGCUCCGCCUAGUAAGCGACAGGCAGUGAAUGGCAGCGGCAAGUCUCGAGACGAUGGCGUCGACAUGAAGGACGAGGCUUGGAUCGAGCCUGAGUCGAAAGGUAAGCCGAUCGAUCUCCUCCCGCUCCACUUCGUUCCUGAGCGAGGGGCUGACUGUCUAGAUUUCCCAUCCACCACUAGCCUCCAUUUCAAGGAUAGUAAAGACUUCCAGCGACAUCUUUCCGAAAAGGGAAGAGCCAUUAAGUCUGGUCUGGAGUCCUUGUUCAACCGCUUUGCAGCUCGCCGUGGAGAUGUAAAACCCGAAAUUGUUGAACUCGAAUCUCAGAUCAACAACCUGCUCGCAAAUCAGAAGGAGUAUAUCGUAAAAUUGGCUCGUCUCGACUCGGAAAAGGAGUCGCUGUCCGAACAGCUUGACACAGCAACUUUACGCUACAUCAAGGCCGAGAAGAAGCUGGACAGAACCAAGAGCGCUCAAGUGCAGAAGCUGGAACAACAAGCUCUGGCUAGUGCAACAAGUCGCCCUGCUCCCACUCCAGCAGAAAACGGAAAUGAGCCCAGUGAAACUAAUGGUAACAAUGAUGGUCUCCGAGUGCAAUACCAGGAGGCAAUCGCGGUUGUAACCAAGCAAAAGGAGCAGCUGGAGUCUGCAUAUGCCGAAAUCAAGGGUUUGCAAGAGGAAAACACAUCCUUCAAAGCACGGCGGGAGAGUCUCACAGAUGAGGAUUACGCGCGAACCGAGGUUUUCAAGCAGUUCAAGACGCAAAACGAAGAUCUGAUCAAACGAAUCAACCACCUUGAGGCUACCAACAAGCAGUUGAGAGAAGAAGCAGAGAAGUUGCGAGCAGAGCGCACCAGCUUCCGUACCCAGCUCGAGCGCGAAGCUCAGACUGUUACGGGGGAGCUUGAGGACCAGAUCCAGCUCAAAGAGCAAGAUCUGACUCGAAUCAGAUCAGCAAGAGAUGAACUUCUUGCGGAUGUCAGCAUCCGCAAGGCUAGCCAGGAGCAAGAGAGGCUUGCCAUCGAACAGAUGAAGGAGCUAGUCAGCGCAUCCAAUGACCGAAUAGCGGCUCUAGAACUAGAACUUCAGCGCUUACGGCCGAGUGAAGAUGUAACAAUGUCCGAUCCUCAUCCAGAACUCGAUUCAUUGUCGUCCGCCGAGCUGAAGGAGAAGUUCCUGAAGUUGGAAAAGGACUUCCAGUCGAUCAACAAAGAACUCCCAUCCAUCGAAAAGGCUUACAAGAAGACCAGAGAUCUCGCGCAAAAGAAGAUCAUGGACUUCAACGCCCUUGAGGAGAGAAUUCAGGUUUUGACUCUGGAGAAGGGCAAGGCAGAUCAGAAGUACUUCGCAGCACGAAAAGAUGCGGAUAUUCGGAAUAACGAGAUAAAGAGUUUGCGGCACCAGAACGGCAAGAGCUCGGAGAUCAUCGCACAAUUGAAAGAUGCGGAGGCUCAAGCUCGUGCUCUCGUCAGCAACCUCGAGAAGCAGCUUUCAGAUAUGAAGCAGUCCAACACAACGGCGAUGGAGGAGAAUAGGGCGCUAAAGAGCUCCAGCACGGACGCGACUCGAAGAGCCGAACUCGUCAAAGCCCAGGUCUCAGACCUGACGAACCUGGCGAAGGCAAAGGAUGCCACAGUUGUGAUGGCGAAAGAACGAGCGUCUGCACAGGAAUCAGAGGUCGAGCGGCUCAAGGUUCGCUUGGACAACGUGCAGAAAGAACGAGAUUCCUGGAAGACCAAGAGCUUGAGCAAUUCCUCAGAAGAAGAGGAAAUGCUAAGAAAACUCGCUCUCUGCUCAGUAUGUCGGAACAACUUCAAGAAUACGGUUCUGAAGACUUGUGGACAUGUCUUCUGCAAUGGUUGUAUCGAUGCCAGAAUUUCCUCCCGCAUGAGGAAGUGUCCCACCUGUAGCAAAGCGUUCGACAAGCUGGAUGUCAUGGCAGCCCACCUAUGA
Messenger RNA from Phaeoacremonium minimum UCRPA7, 1995 nucleotides. Its product is annotated as putative e3 ubiquitin-protein ligase bre-1 protein. Bases 1 to 1995 code for a protein of 664 amino acids. Gene Ontology annotation, molecular function: metal ion binding; ubiquitin protein ligase activity. The transcript is spliced from 3 exons. The record is from RefSeq and is a predicted model, not a curated record. NCBI's taxonomy places the organism in Eukaryota, Fungi, Ascomycota, Sordariomycetes, Togniniales, Togniniaceae. Gene Ontology annotation, cellular component: nucleus; HULC complex.